AGAAAAGACAAAUACUGAAGGAUGUGGACAAAAAGAAGAAAAAGUAUGAGCCAAAACUGAGGAAAACUUUUCCUUUUAGACUUUAUUAGAUUUUGUGUCUAGUUAAUUAUCUUUAAGAAACUUUCAACUGUCUCUAUCUCUUACCUGUAUUACCUGUAUAUUGGAAGAAGCGUUUGGAAAAGAGGCCAAGCAUUAGAUCUCAUAUCUCUUCUUGCAGGGAAGAGACACUGAGAAAAUAUGCUGUUUAGAGAGUCUAUUGAGAAAACCAAGAACUUCUUUCAGAAAUCCCUUCUAAAUCUCAAGUCAGUUGUGUUUGGAGGAUACGAAAAGCUACCGAAACCUACUUUCUUGAACCCCUUUUCUUGCAGUACUUGCAAGGCUGAAAAUGACCAAACAGAUGAGUACUACAGAGAUUUCUACACUGAAUGGGAGUCUGAUCUAGAUGAGGCAAAGAAGGGAAAGAAUAAUAGUGUCAUACCAUCGAAAGAGGCGGCGAAGGAAGAAGAUGAAUGCAGUGCAAGGUUUAUGAGUUUUACGAAGCAGAAUGCAUUGAAGAACAAACAAGGGGGAAGAAAAGAAGAGAAGAAAAAGGGAAGUUUCCGUGCAGAUAAAAGGGAAGAUCAGUGUUGUCAUAACAUGAAUGCAGAGAGUUAUGCAUUAGCGCAAAAAAUGAAGCAAUUGGAUAUGGUUGAUGCUGGUGAUGUAGAGCAUGUGUUGGACAUUGAAGAGGCACUCCAUUAUUAUUCUCGCCUCAAAAGUCCUGUUUACCUUGACAUAGUCGAUUGGUUUUUCAUGGAUAUGUACUCAGAACUCUCUGUUCCUCAAGCUUCUGCCAAAAUCAACAGUUCAAAGCGAAGACUCCGAUCCAUUAGAUUGUAAAAAGUGCAGUCAGUCAGUGAGUUCUACCUUGUGCAUAUAGAACUGUUAUUUAGUCCUAUUUUCUUUUCUUUAUUUGUGUGUGAGAGUUUUGUUUGUGAUUGACAUUCAGCUUGUAGGAGUCUCUAUUGCUAUUUGCUUAAGCCUGUCUUGUUAGUUGUUACCAAUAAACUAUUUGCAAGUGUAGACAUUAGAAAUCCAUAUUUCAGGUCUUCCUUGUAGGCUUUUGUACUAUUUUUUUCACCCUCUUUACCAGUAUUUGUUAAAAGAAUGAAUGUGUUUAGAAGAAACAAGAUUGAAUUGGACCAUAAAUUUCUGUACUAAAGGUUCCGACA
Pistacia vera is the source of this 1211-nucleotide messenger RNA. RefSeq lists its product as uncharacterized. The transcript has a single exon. The record is from RefSeq and is a predicted model, not a curated record. Lineage: Eukaryota; Viridiplantae; Streptophyta; Magnoliopsida; Sapindales; Anacardiaceae. Bases 238 to 879 code for a protein of 213 amino acids.